Messenger RNA from Sungouiella intermedia, 1008 nucleotides. The record is from the annotation of a GenBank genome assembly. Lineage: Eukaryota; Fungi; Ascomycota; Pichiomycetes; Serinales; Metschnikowiaceae.
AUGCAUACUCUUCCUCCCGCACGCCAAAAGUCCCAGAGACUCGUUAACAGACUCAAGGCUGAUCAGCCCAACCAGUACUUCAUGCAGUACCGCCAGAAGGCAACUACUGUCACCUCCCCCAACGAACUUUUACCUGGAUUAAACGAUAUUCUGGAUGCUUUUGAAGCCAUGCCCAUGGACUUGGUGAAGUACUUCACUCUCCUCAAGGAGAUCGAUGCCAAAUGCAUCAAUACCGUCCCCGUGAUCAACCGUAACAUUGCGUCGUACAUUGAGGAUUUGCACCAUCCAGACAACAAACCAUCCAAACUGGACAAAAUCGCCAGAUUGUCCAAAAUCAGGAAGCAUAUCCACGAGGUCAUCCCUUGCUUGGAGGAGAAGAUGCAUGUAACAUCUGUGGCUGCGGACGUGUUGUCCAAACACUUGUACCGUAUCAACAACGACUACAAGCUCAUCACAUCCAAUAACGAGAUUCCUGAGCUGAUCCGGAUAGGCACGUUGAACCACCGGGCCAUUGUGAUGGAUCCGUCGGCAACUACUGAUUCAAGCAAGCUGGCGCAGCUGCAGCGGUCUGAGAGCCGCCGGGAGGCGUUGGCUGCAAGGAAAUCCAACAAGGACACCGACGAUGAGGAUGCUGGCAAGAAGAGAAAACCAAGGGAGACCACUCCACUUGAGGGGAUGCCAGGCGGACUUGGUAACCGCAAGAGACGGCGUGAUGAUGAACGGGCACUGGUUCCGCCUCCAGGUGAUAAGAAACGUCUGGCUACAAAACCCAAGAAAGAACGUGAGGACGAGCCUGGUCUGGUGCGUGUGGACAGACCUUCGGGUCUGGGUGAACCUACCUACUGUUACUGUAACCAGGUUUCGUUUGGUGAGAUGGUUGGAUGUGAUGGAGAUUCUUGUAAGAGAGAAUGGUUCCAUUUGCCAUGUAUUGGGUUCAAGAACCCACCCAAGGGUAAGUGGUAUUGUGACGACUGUUUGGUGAAGAUGAAAAAGGCAAAGAGGGUUUAA